Sinocyclocheilus grahami is the source of this 490-nucleotide messenger RNA. Its product is annotated as mitochondrial cardiolipin hydrolase-like. The record is from RefSeq and is a predicted model, not a curated record. The transcript is spliced from 2 exons. Gene Ontology annotation, molecular function: RNA endonuclease activity producing 5'-phosphomonoesters, hydrolytic mechanism. Gene Ontology annotation, biological process: piRNA processing. Bases 35 to 328 code for a protein of 97 amino acids. Gene Ontology annotation, cellular component: mitochondrion. Lineage: Eukaryota; Metazoa; Chordata; Actinopteri; Cypriniformes; Cyprinidae.
AGUCGUUGUACGAGUGGUUACGGACAGAGACUACAUGACCAUCACUGGAUCUCAGAUCGGCGCCCUCCGUAAGGCAGGCAUCCGUGUGAGGCACGAGAUGAGCGCAGCUGUUCAUAUGCACCAUAAGUUUGCAUUAGUGGACGGCAGGAAAUUGAUCACUGGCUCCCUCAACUGGACCCUAACCGCAGUCCAGAGCAACAAAGAAAACAUCAUGGUUACGGAGGAGCCGGCGCUUGUGCGGCCCUAUCAGCAGGAGUUUCAGAAGCUGUGGGAGGCCAGUGAUCCAGCCAAUCACAAACCUCAAUGCACCAAUGGGCAGCUAAAUUGAUAGGCUUUACAUUUACUUCUUUUUCUUUAGAGUUUACAUUACACAGUUCUACACAGAGGAGUUUAUUUUAUUUGUUAGAUUACUUUUAGAAGUCGAAAGCUAGUUUUCUUUCUUCUGAUUGUUUGUUAAUGACAAUUUCAGCACCUUUAGGUGUUUUCCAGU